Phodopus roborovskii (desert hamster) is the source of this 1303-nucleotide messenger RNA. It is a transcript of the gene Adi1, whose product is annotated as acireductone dioxygenase 1. NCBI's taxonomy places the organism in Eukaryota, Metazoa, Chordata, Mammalia, Rodentia, Cricetidae. Bases 10 to 549 code for a protein of 179 amino acids. The record is from RefSeq and is a predicted model, not a curated record. The transcript is spliced from 4 exons. Gene Ontology annotation, molecular function: acireductone dioxygenase [iron(II)-requiring] activity.
GCCAUCGACAUGGUGCAGGCCUGGUACAUGGACGAAUCCGCGGCCGACCCGCGGAUGCCCCACCGCGCGCAGCCCGACCGCCCUGUGGGCCUGGAGCAGCUGCGCACUCUCGGAGUGUUGUACUGGAAGUUGGAUGCUGACAAGUACGAGAAUGAUCCAGAACUGGAAAAGAUCCGGAAAGAGAGAAACUACUCCUGGAUGGACAUCAUUACCAUAUGCAAAGAUACACUUCCCAAUUUUGAGGAGAAGAUCAAGAUGUUCUUCGAAGAGCAUCUGCACCUGGAUGAGGAGAUCCGCUACAUCCUAGAGGGCAGUGGGUACUUCGAUGUCAGGGACAAGGAGGACAAAUGGAUCCGGAUUUCCAUGGAGAAGGGGGACAUGAUCACACUUCCUGCCGGCAUCUAUCACCGUUUCACGCUGGAUGAGAAGAAUUAUGUGAAGGCCAUGCGGCUGUUUGUGGGAGAUCCUGUGUGGACACCGUACAACCGUCCGGCUGACCAUUUUGAUGCCCGGGCACAGUACGUGAAGUUUUUGGAAGGAAGAGCCUAGUAGUGCUCUCUGAAGAGUAACUGCACUAUGUGAGGCUCUUGCUGAGGUUACCGGUGGGAAGGUUGAUCAUCUCUCUGCUUUUGUAUAUGAAUUUGAUGCCAGACCAGCUCUGCUUUCCUUGGAAGAUUGUCAGAUCAGAACCUUUGUAAUCAAAAGCAUCUAUAAAAGUCAUUCUUACAUGGAAGCCACAAAAAUGUGAACAAGUGACCUUAAUUUUCCCCAAACUCUGUCAAGGUAUGGGAGCCCUGGGUUGGUGUGUGUAUUAAUGCAUAACAGAUCUACCAGAUCUGCCAGAAGGUCCUGUAGCUGUCUAAUGGAGUGUGAAGCUAUGCCCUUUGGAAGGGGGCAGUUAAACCCAGCACAACUAACCAGAAGGAAGAUGUUUUUCUUGCUCACUGAUCUUUGGGAGGGGAAGUGAGGUUAUUAGUUCUUUUUCCUUCAGAUUAAAACAGCUAUCUUAAUUAUAUGCUCCUGGUAAGUGGUGUUACACUCAUGCCAGUGUAUGGCAUUUUACUUGUUUCAUUAAAGCCCCCUUCUGGACUCCUUAUAUGAUUUUAUAUGUGCAUGGUUAAUUUCUACAUCAGGGUAGAAAUUUUCCAAUGUGAUUUCAGCCUUUUUAUAAUCAAGAGUCAAAAGAAGUAUAAUGUAUGAUUUUCCUCCUCAAGUGUUUUAGGUACUUAGAACACUAACCUAGCAUACACAAGGCCCUGGGUGUGGGUCCCCAGCACCACAAAUAAAGAAUAAUAAUGCUAAA